Molecule: messenger RNA, 1209 nt
Organism: Gracilinanus agilis (Agile Gracile Mouse Opossum)
Lineage: Eukaryota; Metazoa; Chordata; Mammalia; Didelphimorphia; Didelphidae
Gene: PHF24
Product: PHD finger protein 24
Exons: 7
Coding region: 1-1209 (402 amino acids)
Source: RefSeq, a predicted model, not a curated record
AUGGGAGUGUUGAUGUCCAAACGACAGACAGUGGAGCAGGUUCAGAAGGUGAGCCUAGCUGUGUCAGCUUUCAAGGAUGGGCUAAGGGAUAGGCCUUCUCUCCGGCGCACAGGUGAACCAGCUGGGUCUCGAAGGGGCACUGUAGAACACAGUGUCCAGGAAGUACAGGAGGAGGAUGAGCUGGAGACAGCUGCUGCUGUCCCACAGGAAGAGAACAGUGUCAACAGAGCAGCCUGGGAACGACUAAGGGAUGGCCGUGGGGUAGAACCUGAGGAGUUUGACCGUGCCAAUCGCUUCACACCACCUGCCUUUAUCCGACCCAUUCGGGAGUUACAUGAUGACAAGCCACUUGACAUCUGCUUGGAACCUAGAGAAUCUGUCAUUAGUGAUGAGAUGUGUGAGAUUUGUGAGGUAUGGACUGCUGAGAGUCUCUUCCCAUGUAGGAUCUGCACCAGGGUUUUUCAUGAUGGCUGCUUGCGCCGCAUGGGCUAUCUUCAAGGAGACAGCACAGUGGAAGUGACUGAGAUGGCACACACUGAAAUAGGCUGGAGCUGUUACUAUUGUAACAACCUCAACCUACUUCUCACAGAAGAGGAGAUGUAUAGUCUCAUGGAGAACUUCCAGCAGUGCAAAAUUAUUCCAGAUUGUUCCUUGACACUGGAGGACUUCCUUCGCUACCACCAUCAGGCAGCAAGGCGAGGAGGAAGUGAAAGGGCACUGAGUGAAGAGCAGGAAGAGAGGGUAGCUCAACAAUUUGCUGCCCUUGACCCUGAGCACCGGGGCCAUGUUGAGUGGCCUGAUUUCUUGUCCCAUGAGUCCCUUCAACUACUGCAGCAACUUCGCCCACAGAACUCUCUCUUAAGGCUACUGACAGUUAAGGAACGGGAACGAGCUCGGACAGCCUUCCUCGCCCGAGGCAUUGGGGGCUACAUCAGUGAGACUGAAUGCCGUCGUGCUCAGCACACCUGGUUCCGAAAACGACCCCUGGAAGCACCAUCUUGCAAUGUUAGCAUCAGCCAUGUGGGACCCAUAUCAGAAAGCAGCCCAGCCAGCAACAGCAGUGCCAAGAGCCCGGAGAAACCUCUGCAGACAGCUGAACAGGAGGAACCCCGGUCUGUGGAUUGGCCCACCUUCCUGAAAGAGAAUGUCAUAUACAUCCUUGCUGCCCGCCCCAACAGUGCUGCCAUUCACCUGAAACCCCUAGGGUAG